AUGGCUCCAAGACCAACAAGUGAUAGUGAUGAUUCCAGCAUCCCCAACGUCAGCGCAAGCGAUAAUGACAAGGAGGAGCGCGGAAACAACAAAGAAAUCCAGAUGAGGGUCAGGGCACGCAACACCGGGCGGGCCAAAUGGCUUCGAGGCCUUGACGCCAUCAGACGGCCGACACCACUGUACAGCGGUGUGGGUGUCCUGCAGCUUACCGUAGGCAUGCCCCCGAAAAAGCAGACAUUCGUGGACCUCCUAAGCGACAGUGAUGACAAUGGCAAGAACAAAACAACCAAUAAGGGGACCGCCGCCGCCGCCCCGCCACAGUCCACAACAACCACCGUACCACUACACGCCAUCUCGCCACCCCACGCAGUAGAACCCCAGACCUUCUACGGGCUUCCCGCCCAGGCAACAGGCCAGGGCGUCCGCAGCCAGCUGCGCUACCAGAUCCGCGUGUCCAAUAUCGGACGACACCCAUCACCAGCAGUAGGGACUCGGUUCGACCUGUCCCUGCUCCGUGACGACCUGGGCGGGCGCGAGGCCGACGCCAACGAAGACGCGGUGCAAGACUACCUGGCCUUCAUAGACGUGACCACGCCGUUUACCUUUGAGCGGGCGGUGCAGCAGUACUGGCUGCGCGACGCGGCGACAACAGGCGCUCUGCUCCGGGGGUUCCCCAUGAUGGAGGAGGUGGCGUUCUUCCGGGCGGGCAACUACCGUGGGGCGCAGUCAAACUGCUACUGGAAGGCUGUGGCAUAUGUGGUGUACGGACAUCACUGGUAUGCCAGCAGGGUCAAGGCCGAGCAUCUGACUUACUUUGGCGAGAUCCUCGAGCGGCCUGACCACCCCCGGCACGCAUAUUAUACAGACCUAAACCGCCUCUUUGUGCCCAGUUGGGUGACAAAUCAAGGGAAGACGAUCACGACCAGGGUGAAUCUGUACCAGCAGUUGACCGUUCCUGCAGUGUGGACGUCAGACUCCAUGUUCACCGUCACCGCCGACCUAUACAACUUGUUCAUCGUGACAUACCGCGUGGAAGGCCUCCGAGGCCAUGAUGCGACAGCCAAAGCCGCCGCCGAUGGGUACGUUCGAGCUCCCAUCAUCUACGGCUCUUACAACGCCAGGCAUGUCUUCUUUCUGGGUCUCAACGGCCAGCAUUAUCAACCCAUGGUUCCGAACGACUAUUAUGCGACGGAGUUUCAGCUACCGCGGCCCACGUUCGAUUCCACGUAUGGAUACGAAACCACCGAGCGGAGACCAGACAGGGCAGCAUCACUUUCGACAGAGCAUCCUUGGAGGCGCAACAAUAAUGUGCCCAACAUGCCCAGGGCGGAGGGACCGACGCCAGUGAAUGUGUUCUAUGACAAAAAUUCGCUGAGGACCGUGAUCACAGGCGAUCCAAUGGAGAUUGAGGACGAAAGUUGA
Molecule: messenger RNA, 1422 nt
Organism: Cryphonectria parasitica EP155
Lineage: Eukaryota; Fungi; Ascomycota; Sordariomycetes; Diaporthales; Cryphonectriaceae
Exons: 2
Coding region: 1-1422 (473 amino acids)
Source: RefSeq, a predicted model, not a curated record